Molecule: messenger RNA, 1553 nt
Organism: Trichoplusia ni (cabbage looper)
Lineage: Eukaryota; Metazoa; Arthropoda; Insecta; Lepidoptera; Noctuidae
Gene: escl
Product: polycomb protein EED
Exons: 7
Coding region: 144-1382 (412 amino acids)
Biological process (GO): negative regulation of transcription by RNA polymerase II
Cellular component (GO): ESC/E(Z) complex
Molecular function (GO): nucleosome binding; protein binding
Source: RefSeq, a predicted model, not a curated record
AAAAUUUGACAUUUGACGUUCAAGACGCCGUUGUCAGCUGAUAACCGAUCUCAGUAGGAUAAUUUGUAUUUUAUUCUGUUUGUUUAAUAAAAAUAGUGAAAUUUAGUCAUAAUUCCAUUCUCUUAUUGGAGACAAACAAUAUAAUGAACUUUUCUGAUAAUGAAGCCGACGAUACUUCGAGCGUCGAAAGCACUUCAAAUACAGACAAUACAUCCCGGAGUGAAACUCCAACAAACUCACGUGUGAAGAAACGUCGAAGAGGUAAAAAGAAGACUACGAAACAAGUAAAACCACCUUACAAAUUUAAUUGUAGUGCCAAAGAAGACCAUGGUCAGCCAUUAUUUGGUUGCCAGUUUAACCACCACUUGGGUGAAGGGGAGCCGCAAGUGUUUGCGGUGGUUGGCAGCAAUAGAGUCUCCAUAUACGAGUGUCCUGACUCCGGAGGCUUCAAGUUCCUGCAGUGUUAUGCUGAUCCUGAUGUUGACGAAACAUUCUACACUUGCGCCUGGUCAUACGAGGAGGAGACUAACCUCCCUCUCCUCGCCGUCGCCGGCUCUCGCGGCAUCGUGCGCGUGUUCCAGCCGUCCACACAAACCUGCAUCAAGCACUACAUCGGCCACGGACACGCCAUCAACGAAGUCAAGUUCCAUCCUCGAGACCCAAACCUCUUACUCUCAGCAAGCAAAGACCACGCGCUUCGACUGUGGAAUAUCAUGACAGAUGUCUGUAUCGCAAUAUUUGGAGGUGUUGAAGGCCACAGGGAUGAAGUCCUCAGUGCCGACUUCGAUCUCAAAGGCGAGAGGAUCAUGUCUUGCGGCAUGGAUCAUUCUCUCAAACUGUGGCGGUUAGACAAACCGUCGAUGCAUGAAGCUAUCAAGCAAAGCUACAGCUUUAACCCGCAUAGGGCUCUUCGGCCUUUUAAUUCGCUGAAGGAACAUUUUCCGGACUUUUCCACUAGAGAUAUCCAUAGGAACUAUGUGGACUGCGUCAGAUGGAUGGGAGAUCUCAUUUUAUCCAAAUCAUGUGAAAACGCGAUUAUCUGCUGGAAACCAGGCCGUCUGGAAGACACUGAACUUCGUCCUGGUGAUAACUGCGUGACUAUGGUGCACAGAUUUGAUUAUAAGGAGUGCGAGAUUUGGUUCAUACGUUUCGCCGUUGACUACAGUCAAAGGGUUAUAGCACUGGGUAAUCAGUGUGGCAAGACGAUGGUGUGGGAACUCGGUAACGUGGCCGGCGGCUCUCGUGUCUCGCAGCUGGUUCAUCCGAGAUGCGUAGCUGCUGUCAGACAGGUAACGUUAUCUCGCAACGGAAAGAUUCUUUUGACCUGCUGCGACGACGGCACCAUCUGGCGGUGGGACCGAGUCAACAACAGCAGCAUUUGACAGCAGAACAAAACGUAAACUCUGUGAUUUACUGAAUCUAUGAAUGUAAUGACAACCCGCACGAUUGAGAUAAUGUACUACUAGUAUGAGGUAAUUGAAUGAUUGUAUUAUUUGUAAGAUUUAUAUGCAAUGUGAUUUAUCACAAUAAAAUAAGACUGCCAUUAGUCAAUA